AGUGCAGAGCAGGGGGGACCAGCAGCGGCGGCAUCUCUCAGUUAAACAGCACCGGGCUGAUCAGAGAGAAGCAACGGGGUCAGCUGCGGCUUCAACUUUGGACCAUUCAGACACUUCUGGACGCUGCUGCAAUGCUGCUGCAGGGAGGACACGCUGCUGCUUCUCUGGCACUCAUAUUUUAUUUCUCUGUUCUGGAGCAAACUGUGGUGCUCGCCUUCAAUCUUGACACCAGUCAUGUCAUCAGGAAAAACGGGGAACCGGGGAGUCUGUUUGGGUUCUCUCUCGCCAUGCACCGGCAGCUCAACCCGGACAAAAGAAUGCUGUUAAUUGGUGCGCCCAGAGCCCGAGCUUUGGGAAAACAGACCGCCAACGUCACAGGAGGUCUUUAUAAAUGUGAAAUCACCCAGAGCAAUGACUGUGAGCGCAUUGUAUUUGAUAAUGAAGAGAACGUCCGAGUUGAGAAUAAGGAGAAUCAGUGGAUGGGGGUGACGGUUCAGAGUCAGGGACCUGGAGGAAAGAUUGUGACCUGUGCUCAUCGCUAUCAGAGGCGCCUGUUUGUAAACACACCUCAGGAGUCCAGGGACAUCACCGGGCGCUGUUACGUCCUGAGUCAGGACCUGACCAUCGACAGUUCCUCUGAUGAGGACGGAGGAAACUGGAACUUCUGUGAAGGCAGAUCCAGGGGACAUGAGAUGUUUGGAUCUUGCCAGCAGGGUUUGGCUGCCACAUUCACCAAAGAUUACCACUAUGUAGUGUUUGGAGCACCAGGAGCUUACAACUGGAAAGGUAUUGUUCGAGUGGAGCAGAAGAACAACACUUUGCUGGAGAUGGGAGUAUACGAUGACGGCCCGUAUGAAGUUGGGGAUGAGCAACUCUUGAACCCUGAGCUAGUGCCUCUACCUGCUAACAGCUACCUUGGAUUUUCUCUUGAUUCGGGGCACAGAAUCACAAAGAGUCGUGACUUGACGGUGGUGGCAGGAGCACCCAGAGCCAAUCACAGCGGGGCCGUGGUCCUGUUGAGGAAAGAGAAUGAAGCCUCAGGAAGGCUUUUGGUGGAGCACACUCUGCAGGGACCCGGACUGGCAUCCUCCUUUGGAUACGAUUUGGCUGUGGUCGAUCUGAACGGUGAUGGGUGGCAGGACAUAGUUGUAGGAGCGCCUCAAUUUUACAUGAAGGACAGAGACAUUGGAGGAGCUGUUUACGUUUACAUCAACCAGGCAGGAAGGUGGAAUAGAGUCACUCCUGUUCGUCUUAAUGGGACCAAAGACUCCAUGUUCGGACUGGCAGUGGAGAACAUCGGAGACAUAAAUCAAGACUCAUUUGAAGACAUUGCUGUUGGAGCUCCUUAUGAAGAGGGUGGGGCAGGAAAAGUUUACAUUUAUCAUGGGUCUGCACAGGGAAUCAAAACCAUCCCAGCACAGAUCCUUUCAGGAAAGCAGCACAACAUGAAGCUCUUUGGAUAUUCUCUGGCUGGGGACAUGGACUUGGACAGUAACUCUUAUCCUGAUCUAGCUGUGGGCUCUCUUUCUGACUCAGCUUUCAUUUACAGGGCACGGCCAGUCAUCAGCAUCAGGAGGGAUGUCAAAAUAUCUCCACAGGAAAUUGACCUCACAAUCAAAACCUGUGGUAACAGCAUUUGCUUCACAGUGGAUGCAUGCUUCUCCUACACAGCAAACACUGCUUCCUACAACCCAAGACUUACCAUCAGCUAUACUGUGGAGGCGGAUGGAGAUCGCAGGAAACAGGGGCUUCCCUCCAGAGUGAUGUUCCUGAACAAAUCCCUCACAGAAACAGACCACCACUUUAAUGGCACGUUGGACCUCCGUGGCCAAAAACAGGAAACGUGUACAAAGAUUGUGGCCAAACUGAAGGACAACAUUAAGGACAAAAUGAGAAGCAUUCCCAUUGAGAUGUCUGCAGAAAUUGUCGGCACCAAGAGAAGACAGACAAGGAACGGCCUCCCUCCGCUCAUGCCCAUUUUAGACUCCUCCCAGUCGAGUAAAGACAUCAAACAGGUAAACUUUGUAAAAGAGGGCUGUGGGGGGGAUCAUAUCUGCAGGAGUAAUCUGAAGAUGGAGUACAAAUUAUUCUACAAACAAAACAACCUUGACAGUUACUCCGAAUUACCCGUGAAGAACAACGUCCCUGUGUUUCAUCUGAAUUACGAGAGGAAGGACUUGGCUGUGCAGGUGACGGUCAACAACAUGAACGGCGAUGAUGCUUAUGAGGCAAAGCUUGUGGGGACUUUCCCGGAGUCGCUGUCAUAUUCUGGAGUUCGCUCACCUCAAACAAUGAUAGAAAAGCCAGUCAUCUGCACGGCCAAUCAGAAUGGCUCUCAAGCAGACUGCGAGCUGGGGAACCCUUUCAAGAGAGACUCCAGGACAACAUUUUACAUCAUCCUGAGCACUGUAGGCAUGACUCUGGACACCACAGAGGUUAAUGUUGAUCUUCAUCUGCAGACGACAAGUGUGCAAGAAAAUAUUGCUUCUGUCAAAGUAAAGGCCAAAGUAGUAAUUGAACUGCCCUUGUCCGUCAGUGGGGAGGCCAGCCCUAAUCAGGUUUCAUUUGGAGGAGUAGUGAAAGGUGAAAGUGCCAUGAAGACAGAAGAAGAGAUUGGAAGUUUGAUUGACUACAAGUUCAGAAUAAAUAACUUGUGGAAGACUUUGACCUCUUCCGUCAAAGCCUCACUUCACAUUAAAUGGCCCAAAUACAACAAAGAUGGGAAGUGGCUUCUUUACCUGGUGAGGAUCACUUCUACAGGACCACAGGAGGUCCUGUGCUCUCCACAGUCUGAAAUCAGCUCUCUCAAACACAUCAAGGAGUCAUCAGAUUCCAGGACAAAGCGGGAAAUUGGAGAGAGGAAGCCUGUCGCCAAAAUGUCUCCUCUGUCCGGCAAAAGUACAAUUUUGACAUGUGAUGGUGAUAUCAAAUGUGUGGUGCUCAAGUGCCCCCUUCAGGGCUUGGACGGUACUGCAGUCGAACUGAGAUCUCGUCUCUGGAACUCUACCUUCAUCGAGGAUUAUGCCUCUCUUUCACACUUGCGAAUCACUGUGAAGGCCUCUCUUGUCCUCCACACUCAGGCUAAAAACAUGAUCCUGACAACUCCUGACACUGAAGUGACAGUGACAGUGUCUCCAGACAGUGAAGUAGCGCAGCUCAGUGGAGUUCCCUGGUGGAUCAUACUGGUGGCUGUUCUUGCUGGAGUGCUGAUCUUGGCUUUGUUGGUGUUUCUGCUGUGGAAGUGCGGUUUCUUCAAGAGAGCAUCAAAAGACGAGUUUGAUGCUGCGUAUCACAAGGCAGAGAUCCAUGUUCAGCCUUCUGACAAAGACAAACUCUCUGCUGAGGCCUGAUUUAUCCUCUGAACAGGGUGUGGAUUCUUCAAACGCUCUAAACAAGAGGACAGCGUUCCUCGUUAUCACGCCGUGCGGAUCAAAAAGGAAACUCCUGAGCGUAAAGAUGGAGACGUGAAAAUGGAUCCUUUUGAUAAAAAACAGUGGAUGACAUCUUGGACUGAAAAUGAAAGUUACUCAUGACUUGACUCGCUUUUCUUAGACUGAGACACAAAAGAGAGGAAGAACUGUUUUUGUUUCAAACUUCAUUGAUUUAGUGAACAUGACUGUGAUCUCAGGAAUUAGUCAGGUUCCUGUUUUUUUUUUUUUACACUGUAUAGAUGACGCAAUGUUUUUGUAAGUUUUGUAUAUAUUGAAACACUUUUGCACACUGUAUAUUUAUUUUUUUGUAUAAAUUAAUGUCAUGCAGCCAAAGAUUUUUUUUCCAAUCUUAUGUCUGACUUAAAACGGAUCAACAAAGGGUGACGUUUACUUUAGUGUUUCUCAGCUGUACUCUGGAAAUAAAACCCCGGCAUCUAUGCAAGGAAGGUACAGCUAACUCGGAGUAACAUGAAUGUAAAUUAAUUUUAUUAAUGGCUGUUUUAAUGUGUCUUGUUUCAAUACUAUCCGGCUUCUGUCCUCUUUGGAACAACAUUUAGGUACAUCAUCAUUUCACCAUGAUUACAGCUGUGCAGAUAUCACUGCUGAAACUGGAUUUUUUUUUCCUAUGACGCUGCACUGUAGUGGCACUUGGGUAGCAUCCACUGUACUGUAGGUCAUCACUGAAAUAACUUUGCUCUGUGUGAGGGAUCCAAAGGGAUGUGAAAAGCCACAAUAACAUAUGUUUAAAGUGAAUGUCUUGUUGAAUUGUCGGAUGUAUUAAAGCUUUAUAUAAGAAAAAAGAUCCUUAUGUAUUAGUAUGUAUGAGCCUGUAGCUAUCUGCACCGGUUUCCUGUAUACAAACAAUGCCUGCUGAAACACCUGAGGAUGAUGCCACUUUUACUAAACUGAAACCAAACUCUUAUAAUACCAAAGCAGGUCUCACGCCUACAGAUUCAGUAUUUGUAUGCAGAAUCUUCAGGCGUGAAUACACCAGUCUAUUCCCCAAUGGAUACCAUCAUUUAUCAACACAAAUAAUCGCUUGUCUCGCCAUAAAUCAGUUCUUUGCAACUCCAGUGACAAAGAACAUUAGCUAACGCAGCAAGUUGUGCCAUUCUGCCAAUGAUUUAUUCCUCACAGCUGUUCAAUAUUUACCUUUUAUCCCACAGGUCAGAACUUGAACAAUACUGUGCAAAAGGUUGUUCCAAAUUGCAACUGCAAAUAACCUUUAUUUUGAAGGACCCAAAGCAGGAUGCACAGAGCCACACAUGCACACCACUCAGUCAGAGUGAUGCAGCUAGUCGGAGGAGACGUCUCCUAUUCCCUCCCUAUCCUUUAUUCUAUAGUCUUGUGCAUGCAUAAGAGUAAACCACAUUCCCAUUCUCAUAUUCAAUGUAAAAGAAAAUAAAAGGAGUGGAAACCUAAA
Messenger RNA from Notolabrus celidotus (New Zealand spotty), 4854 nucleotides. RefSeq names its product integrin, alpha 6a (gene itga6a). The record is from RefSeq and is a predicted model, not a curated record. Lineage: Eukaryota; Metazoa; Chordata; Actinopteri; Labriformes; Labridae. Gene Ontology annotation, biological process: cell-cell adhesion; integrin-mediated signaling pathway; leukocyte migration. Gene Ontology annotation, molecular function: integrin binding. Gene Ontology annotation, cellular component: integrin complex; external side of plasma membrane. Bases 132 to 3350 code for a protein of 1072 amino acids. The transcript has 26 exons.